AUGAUCUCCUACCUCAAAUUUUUUUUGGCUCUAAUAGUAUACUCUAAAUAUACAAGAGGACAAGAGUUUAUACCGCCUGCGGCAGGAAAUGAAACCACUUCUUUGAGUAUUCUGAUAUCCAGCUCUCAUGAAGAAUCAUUGCAAUCCUUUUCAUCGUCCAUAUCUACCCCAACAGCUUUACUACCUUCGAUUUCCUCUUUAUCAGUGAUUGAAUCUGUUACAACUUCUCACGAAGAAAGUUUUGUUGCUCCAUCAUCGACUUACAUACGAAGUUCGAAUACCGUGAUAAGCUCAUCUGCAAGCACAUCACAACUUUCUUCAUUCAUUUCUCCAUUGCAGUCAAGUUCAAUCCCAAGUUCGACAAGUUUAGCUUCAGCUUCAUUUUUCUCACUGUAUUCGUCCAGUUCACUUGUCGUUAGCUCUUCAAUUAGAUCAUUCACGCAGACUUCGAGAAUAACAUCUUCAUCUAGCUUUUCUUUGUCACCUGCUACAUCCAGUAUAAUAUCAUCAACAGCUUCUUCACUUCCACGAUUAUCUAGUAGAUCCCCUAGUACAUCUUCAUCAAGAACCUCGUCUUCGUCGUCGUCAUCAUCAUCAUCAUCAUCAUCACCAUCAUCGCUAUCUUCUUCUUCAUCAUCAUCGUUAAUCUCAACAACAACUUCAUCAUCAUCUUCAUCAUCCAAUCCACGAAGUUCAUCAUAUAAUCCACAGCUAACUGUGACAAGUAUCAUACAUGGAAAAACGGUGCUAUCCAACCUCUACACCACUGUGACCUACAUGCCACCAGAUGGUUCAACAAAUAAAAAUAAAACUACCUCUGGUUUAAGUAAGAAGAACAGAAAUAUUGUCAUUGGUUGUUGUGUAGGGAUUGGUGUUCCCUUACUGUUAUUGAUUCUUCUAUUCUUAUACCAUUAUUGCAUCAAACCUAAACAAACAAAUUUUAUUGAUUCCGAUGGGAAAGUCAUCACAGCAUACAAAACGAACAAUCUCCAGAGGUUUUUCAAUUCACUCAUUGGUAAAAACAAAAAUACAGAACAGUACCAAACUAAAUCACCAUUAGGGAAUACGAUAGUGACAUCAAUGAAUAAUAACAAAAUCCAAAAUAACGAUGUGACAGCAAAUACAAAUGAUGGCGAUUACAUGGUAACUAAUGGUGGCUAUAACUUUGACAAUGACGACUUAAUAAUACAACGUAAUUUACGAAACGAUUCUGGAUCGAUAUUUACAACAACGGGCGAAUCAGAUGCUAUUUCAAGCAAUUUAUCCAACCACGAUUCGCAUAUUAGUCUCGAUACAAAUGAUAUCGGACAACAACAAAGUGUGUUUGGAUCACAAUUUGUAGAAGAUUUUAACGAUCAUGUUAGACCGAACACUGGCUUGAAUAUUGCAAACCCGUAG
Naumovozyma castellii is the source of this 1398-nucleotide messenger RNA. It is a transcript of the gene MTL1, whose product is annotated as Mtl1p. The transcript has a single exon. Bases 1 to 1398 code for a protein of 465 amino acids. Lineage: Eukaryota; Fungi; Ascomycota; Saccharomycetes; Saccharomycetales; Saccharomycetaceae. The record is from RefSeq and is a predicted model, not a curated record.